AUGUUCAUGUCUGGUCUCCAACUGGUGGCCCAAGAUAGACUGCACAUCGUCGCUAAGGUGGCCAGCCAUCCCCUGAUUAUCUGCAACGCCGGUGUCCAUGUAACCCAACGCGCUCCAUCGCACACCCGCAAUUUCUCCCUCGCUAGACUGGAGAAGGACGACUGUGACGAGAACGCAAACGAUAACGGUGCUUCUCGACCUACGCAUUCGCCCACCCUGAAAGUGGAAGCGUUGCCGUCAUCGUCGUCGCCGCAGAAGCAGCAACAGCAACGCCAAAACCACCAGCAGCAGCACAGUGCUGCCCACUACGUCCUGCAGCCGCCCUUCCGCACCCGCGCAGCGAACUCUCCUGGGCGGCCACUGCUACCUCUGCAUCGGUUGACUGCCUCCCGGCUUUGGAACCCGACCAACUCGACUCCCCGCGAGCUCGACAGCCGCCCCCGUCGUCCAUCUACUCCCCCGCCGCCUGCUGUGCCACUGUCGCACCCUGUCCUCCACGCUAUCGCACCCAUCGAUCCUGCAGACCCCGUGUCCACCGCCGCAGGGGAACACCCGCUACUCACCCUCCCCGAACUGCGUCAGACUCGCCAUUCGACUUCGACCCGUGCCAGUUUGCAGAUUGACAAGGCAGGGAGCGAUCCUCGCGUUAGCCUGCCUGGUUCGCUGCGGCACUCGUACGACGGCAAGGGCGCUGCAUCCUCUUUGAGCACAAGCGCGCAAGCAGACCCUGGAUCUCCGCCCAUAAACAAAGAAGCAACCUCGGAACAAGGCCAGCCACCUGCGAGCCCCAGGCGGUGGCCGACAUCGGCAUCGGCAUCUUUGCACCCGACACCUGAGUUUUUUCCGGUCGGCACACUGGAUAAGGGGAAAGGUCGAGAAAUAAUGAAUAGCCCGGACGAAGGCCUGGGGAGGCAGCCGCCCAGAGAUGGAGACGUCGAGAGGGGUCCGGACGUCAUGUUAAAUCCAGAUGAGCCUCGUCGGUCUAUGGUAUCUGGUAUUGGAUCGGCAAUAUCAUCGGACAACUCCUCGAUCAUGGGCGAUCCGGAUCAACCGAUCGAUGCCGGCGAAGAAUGGGGACCGCAGCACCCUUGCUACCCCCAUCUGAACCCUCACGUCCCUGUCGACUCCCCCGAGUAUGCCAAAACUCGCAUCAUCAGGAUCCGAAGGGACUGGCUGCUCGAGGGCGACCUCGCUCCGACUUUUUCAAAUCUUUAUCCCGAAAUCCUCGACCCGGCUGGCCUAUCGGAGCAAGAGUUUCGGCGAGUAAUAGAAAAACUCAACGGAGAAUUAAUACCCAUCUUCAACCCAUACAGCUGGAGGAAUGUGUUUGACGGCGUCAUGGGCGUCCUCACGGGCUGGCUUUGGGAAGAUUUUGGUCUCACGGGAGCCAAAAUCCGUCUAAGGAAACUUGAGCAAUGGAUCGAGAAGUGGAAUGCCGACAUGGAAAAGACUAUAGGCUCAGAGGAUGGCAUCAUACCUCCCAUGCUGAUCCCAUUACGCCAGACCGCAUACAUGAGUUUGGACAUUCGAAUUGGCGAUCCUGAGAUUGCUCCUGCGCAAGCACCCGUACCCGAGACUCCUGUAGCAUUAGGGCCAGGAAUAACAUCAGAACCAGAAGCACGAGCACCUGACGAAGGGCCUUCAUGA
This is a messenger RNA of Pyricularia pennisetigena, 1647 nucleotides long. RefSeq lists its product as uncharacterized. Bases 1 to 1647 code for a protein of 548 amino acids. Gene Ontology annotation, biological process: peptidyl-L-cysteine S-palmitoylation; protein targeting to membrane. The record is from RefSeq and is a predicted model, not a curated record. Gene Ontology annotation, cellular component: endoplasmic reticulum palmitoyltransferase complex; extrinsic component of endoplasmic reticulum membrane. NCBI's taxonomy places the organism in Eukaryota, Fungi, Ascomycota, Sordariomycetes, Magnaporthales, Pyriculariaceae. The transcript is spliced from 3 exons.